Messenger RNA from Perkinsus marinus ATCC 50983, 282 nucleotides. RefSeq lists its product as hypothetical. The record is from RefSeq and is a predicted model, not a curated record. The transcript is spliced from 3 exons. The coding region runs from base 1 to 282 and encodes 93 amino acids. Lineage: Eukaryota; Perkinsozoa; Perkinsida; Perkinsidae.
AUGGGCGGGAGACGUCUACUCCACGGCAACUACUUCACCCGUUAUCUCUUCGGCUCCCUCGCGGUUAUAUGGAUCGCUGAGUAUGCUGCUGCCUGCCAAUACGGGAUACCGCGCCAUCGCAACCCCAAUUGGAUGUGGUCCUGGUGGCUCGAGAAGCAGAACCAGAUAAAGAACGGUGAGAUCCCCGCCAACACUCCGGGUUAUGCUAUGGUCAAGUGGAAUAACGAGGCCGAACAGAGGUGGCUUAAGACCCUCAAUGUGGAGGCCAUGAAUGAGGAGUAG